Molecule: messenger RNA, 1359 nt
Organism: Diaporthe amygdali
Lineage: Eukaryota; Fungi; Ascomycota; Sordariomycetes; Diaporthales; Diaporthaceae
Product: Oxidoreductase AflY
Exons: 1
Coding region: 1-1359 (452 amino acids)
Molecular function (GO): oxidoreductase activity
Source: RefSeq, a predicted model, not a curated record
AUGGCGAAUUCAGAGGGUUUCCGUUUGACGUCUGGGGAUCUGGGGCUUGGCCGUCUUGACGUGAGCCCACCUGGAUGCAUAGACUUGGUCAAUGAUCUUCUGGUGGAAAACCACAAGCGGUGGCACAUGUACUUUCGCGAUGUCGCCGGCCACAAUCAUAUCCCACAUGCAAUCCUUAGCGCUCUGGCAAUGGGAGGAACCCCGCAAGACCUGAGACGGGCCUAUGACGACGGCGAAAAUAUCCAGAGGCCCAUGCCGGUGCUCGACCAUCAGACAGUGAAAGAAUUGAGCAACCCGACUGGCUUUCGGGCUCAUAUGCAAGUACUCGAUCAGUAUCCCAAUUUCCUGGUCUUUUUCGAACAGGAAAUUGCCGCAAAGGGGUAUGAAGCUGUCAUCAACGACUACUGCCUCAGCCGGACGCCGCUCGCCGAUCUGAUGCUUGCCCAGCUCUACGAGGGUCUCUAUCAUCCCAUCAUCCAUCUGGGUUUCGGCGUGGAGUUUAACUUGCCCGGCCUUGUGGCAGAAGGCCUUGCGCAGACAGCCAGCCAUGACCCAAUGUACAUCGACGUCUUUUUCCAGCGCGCCGAGGCCGUCGCACGGUCCGGCAACGUCGCCCCGCGCCCGCUCGUUGAGCUCUACCACGAGGUGCGCGCCAACGAGGCCAUACGCACUGCCGCACGCCUGCCCGACGGGCCGUGGAAGGUGCGAGAUGGGGUGCUAGGCCGCAGUCUGGACGAGAUUGUCGCGGUGGCGGCGCAGUUCCGGGUGCCUGAGGCGUCGCAGGAGGCGGUGGAACGUGCCACGGCUGAGAUGAUCAGCUGCGCGGCGUGGACAUGCGCGGCGGCGCACAAGCCCGGCCGCGAGCGCAAGAUCGACUUCUUCCUCAUGCACAACGUCACCAGCUCCCUCUUCCUGACCGUUCUCGCCCGCCAGCCGUGGAUAACUCUCGCCGACAAGGUCAGACUGGUCGAGUGGAAGGCGAGACUGGACCUGGUUUGGUACGCCGCCAGCGCCGCGCCGGAGCUGCGUGACGAGCACAUGACCAGCUACGAGGCCACGUUGAGCGCAGGAAUGGGCUGGAGCGAGUUGUACCAGGCUCUCAAUAAGCAUCACGAUGACGGCCAUGUCGCCAAAUUUGUCCGGGCCCUGAAGAAUGGCGAAGACGCCACCAAACCCUUCGAGAAGGAGGAUGUCGGCGCGAUCGACCCCUUCCCAGUCAAAGGCGACCUGUGGCUCAAGAUCGCACAGAUGUGCUACGAUUCAACCGUUAUGUACGUUGAUGGGCAAAAGAAAUGGGUAUGGGGAGCUGGAUUUGAUAAGAUGUGGGACAACGUCCCGGAAUUCCUGCGGGAAAACUGA